AUGUCCCUUUUCGGUAGCUCACCGACAGGCGAGUCCUCCGGCCUUCGCUCCAGCGCCUUCGGUCGGUCCUCCCUCUUCGACGACGAACCCCCCAUGACAAGAUCAACCACGACAGCCCUAUUCGCCGACGAUGAUCCAAACGACUCUCCAUGGGACAUUCCCGCGCCGAAAAAACCCCAGACCCGCGCCGAGCUGAUCCGUAACCUGCUGCCGCCCUCGCUCAUCCCGGACAGCUACAUCGAGGCGUUCGAUAAGAUAUUUAGCGAGGACGGGAAAGCGGGGAAGAUCACGGCUGCCGGGGUGACCAGAACGCUGGCGGCAGCGAAGUUGGGUGCCGAUGCUCAGGCGAAGAUUAUGUCCAUUGUUGGGCCGGAAAAUGAGAGCGAGGAGCUGGCGCUGGAUCGAAACCAGUUCAAUGUGUUGUUGGCGUUGAUUGGGCUGGCUCAGGAGGGCGAGCCGAUUAGUCUUGAUGGUGUUGAUGAGAGACGACGGAAUCUUCCACAGCCUGAUCUUCAUGGCUUGAUUACCAAGUCAACGGCAGCUCCAUCCCUUCCAGAACUGACCCCGACGUCCCCCGAGCGACCUACCUCAUCGUCAGCUGCUCUGAACCCCCCAUCUCCGAAACAACAGCGCGCUACUGUCAGGAAACCGCCAAUGGAGUAUCCUGAAGACCCGUGGAAUACUCCAGACCUCCACAAAAAUCACAAUCAUGGCCCCGAACCGUCGACAACAAACGGUAGCCAUGCCCGGACCAGUUCUGCUGUAUCCAACGGGGACAGUUUGUUCAGUACCAGCCCGCAAGAUACAUCCCGGAGAAGCACAUCUGCCUUUACCACUGGCAAUAUCCAAACAUCAGCACCUCCCUCUGUAGUGGAUAGCACAAAUGCUUGGGGUUCGCUGGAUGGUGUGCCCGCAGGGCUGGGGGGAUUCGGUGACCCAGCACAUCAGAAUCCCUUCGGUACUGGUCCAUUGGGUUCGACGACGGCUCCCAAUAGGACCAUUGGCGGCGGACGGACCGUGUCGCCUGUGGAGGAGACAGUCACAGUCACAUUGAUGCCGGAAAAAGAGGGCAUCUUCCUCUUCCAGCAUCACAACUACGAGAUUACCUGCGCGAAAAGGGGGAGCAAAGUCAUCAGGCGUUACAGUGACUUUGUUUGGCUUUUGGAGUGCUUGCACAAGAGGUACCCGUUUAGGGUGUUACCUUUGCUGCCACCGAAACGGAUUGCUGUGAAUGGAAACCAUUUUUCGAACGAUGGGGCUUUUAUUGAGAAGAGGCGUCGCGGACUUGCGCGUUUCCUCAAUGCGCUUGUUCGGCACCCUGUCCUUAGUCAGGAGCAGCUGGUGGUUAUGUUCUUGACUGUUCCUACUGAAUUGUCUGUCUGGCGCAAGCAAGCUACCAUUACUAUUCAAGAUGAGUUCGCUGGCCGCCCGAUGCCCCCUGGGCUGGAAGAGUCACUCCCGCCAACCCUAGAAGAACUCUUCAGUCGGACUCGUGCUGGCGUUCAGCGCAGUGCAGAGUUGUACAUCAAUAUCUGCAACAUUAUGGACCGGCUGGUCAAGAGGACGGAGGGCGUGGCAGCUGACCAUGCUCGUCUUGCGCUCUCCCUCAUAUCUCUCACAGAAGCGAGCAAGGAUACAUACGCAACUGAUGCAAGCGACGUGCCGAUGCUCAAUGAUGGGCUUCAGACCAUGAGCCGACACCUCCGGAAUGCCCAGACCCUCAUGGAGGAUGAGGCUCGUGCCUGGGAGGAGGGUGUUUUGGAGGAUUUGAAGCGCCAGCGAGAUGCGCUUGUUAGCCUGAGGGAUCUGUUCGACAGGCGAGAGAAGCUGGAUAAGGAUAAUAUUCCGCAGUUGGAGCGGCGCAUCGCUGCGAACGAGGCCAAGCUUGCGGCGCUACGGUCCAAGCCAGAGGGGAUGGUCAAACCGGGGGAGAUUGAGAAGAUUGUGGAGAUGAUUAUUAAAGACAAGGAAUCGAUCGUCAACCAACACAACCGGUCCGUCUUCAUCAAGGAGUGCAUCCGCGACGAGCUUAUAUACUUCCAACACACCCAGUAUAAUGUGUCUCGCUGGAACCAGGACUGGGCCCAAGAGCGCGUUAAGUACGCAGAGAUGCUGGCUGACAACUGGCGUCGACUCAUGGAUGGCCUCGAGGGCAUGCCCUUGGGUCCUUGA
Thermochaetoides thermophila DSM 1495 is the source of this 2172-nucleotide messenger RNA. RefSeq lists its product as uncharacterized. Gene Ontology annotation, biological process: protein targeting to vacuole; retrograde transport, endosome to Golgi. The transcript is spliced from 4 exons. Gene Ontology annotation, molecular function: phosphatidylinositol-3-phosphate binding. The record is from RefSeq and is a predicted model, not a curated record. The coding region runs from base 1 to 2172 and encodes 723 amino acids. Lineage: Eukaryota; Fungi; Ascomycota; Sordariomycetes; Sordariales; Chaetomiaceae. Gene Ontology annotation, cellular component: endosome.